AUGGCAGCACAGAACCUAAGCCGCUUCCCACGUCUCCUCUCCCGCCGCGCCUUCAGCACAUGUCUACCACGCGCGACCUCAUUCAAAACCAGCCCCGCCCCACCACGCCUCCCAAAAGACGAGCAAGAGAUCUUCGAAAAGCUACAGAAGCAAAGCACCGGCGCCUUCAGCACUCCCAAGUCCGAAUCCCCCGCCCCGGCACCAACCUCCAAGCCCGACAUUCGCAUGCGCAUCAACCAAUCCCCGGACAGCUCUUCACGGCCAGCAGUCAAUCAAUCGCCCGACAGCGACGGACCAGAGAUUCGCUUCGAGAAUGGCAAGGAGAUUAAAAAGGGCGAGGAGUUCCAUCCGAAUAUGAGGAGAGGGGCGCCGCCGGAGUUUGAGGGGGAGAUUAAUCCGAAGACGGGGGAGGUAGGUGGGCCGAAGAAUGAUCCGUUGAGGUGGAAGGGGGAUUGGAGCUACAAUGGAAGGGUUACGGAUUUUUGAGGGGUGGUAGACGGAGGGCAGAGGGGUGGGUGUAUGUGAAGGUGUGUUUGGGGCUGGAGGGUGAAUGAGAUGGUAUGGCAGGCAUUACGGCAUUUACUGUAGGAGUAGGAAGAUAGAUCUGCAUGAUUAGAUCUGCAAUCUUGCAUGUUUGCUA
Molecule: messenger RNA, 640 nt
Organism: Parastagonospora nodorum SN15
Lineage: Eukaryota; Fungi; Ascomycota; Dothideomycetes; Pleosporales; Phaeosphaeriaceae
Exons: 1
Coding region: 1-486 (161 amino acids)
Biological process (GO): mitochondrial respiratory chain complex II assembly
Cellular component (GO): mitochondrion
Source: RefSeq, a predicted model, not a curated record